AUGGACGGAGAACAGGACGACGACGAUCUCGCCAUUCAACAUUACCGCCGUCUAAGUAAUCAAAUAUCUCCUGAUACUUACAGGGUAUACGUAUCGGAAAGCGGUGAGAUCAUUUCGUCAUACACCGAUGCGAACAACGACAUGAACUACUACAUACACUAUCCAUCCCUGCAAGAUGCUUCUCUCCCCGAGGGUAUUAAAACAGUUCGAAGAAACGAGCUACAAGAACUCGAUAGGCUUGGCCCCGACGUCGACCUUGUUGCAUAUCCAUCAUGCGCAGGUGAAUCUGCUAAAAAGGCCGUCUUCAAAUACUACUUCAUGUGGCAAUAUGCAAAGGCAUCCUGGAAAGAGAUGAAUCUAUGGAUGCGUCUCCCACGGCACCCAAACAUUGUCCCCUUUGACCGAGUCGUCAUUGAUGAGCUCGAGGGUGGCGUGGUUGGAUUCACCAACAUUUAUGUGCCUGGGGGUAAUCUUGAGGAGAACAAGUCGCGCGUUUUCAAGCUCAAGUGGCUCAGGCAGCUUAUAGAGGUCGCAGACGAAUUGAACCUUGUAUACGGUAUCUCACACCAAGACAUUGCUCCACGAAAUCUCGUGGUCGACGAGGUGACAGAUUCUAUUAUGCUCUUCGACUUUAAUUUUGCAGCUCGCAUCAACCAUCCACCUGAAGAAGGAGAGGCGUAUGUGGAGGCCCGGAAUGAUGUCAAGGGAGUGGUGUUUACUGCCUUUGAGAUUAUCACUCGGAACAACAGUGUCCGGAGUGUAUCUCACGAAGACCAAAACCUCGACGACCUCGGGUCAGAAUGGGUAAAACACCCGGAUGUGAUGCUCGACGCUCCAAUUGAAUCGUAUCAAACUUUAUUGCAAGAAUGGCAUAAGAGGAGGGCAGAACAUGUAUAUCCGCCUAAGGAUGUAAGGUCCAUUGACUGGCCGUCAAUGCCAAAACCGCCACAAAAGUCCGUUCUGGUGAGAAAGAUGAAUGGGGAGUCAUCCAAUAUUAUGAUGGAUACCUUUUUCGAGAGACGGCAGGAUGCGUGGGCUAGGGGUGAGCAGGUUGUGAGUUGGGAACGGCCACCACAGAGAGUAUUAGAUGGCGGGACUCGGGUUCUCUCUACUGGUGAGAUAAUCACCUGCUAG
Messenger RNA from Fusarium poae, 1134 nucleotides. RefSeq lists its product as uncharacterized. The record is from RefSeq and is a predicted model, not a curated record. The transcript has 2 exons. Gene Ontology annotation, biological process: protein phosphorylation. Lineage: Eukaryota; Fungi; Ascomycota; Sordariomycetes; Hypocreales; Nectriaceae. Bases 1 to 1134 code for a protein of 377 amino acids. Gene Ontology annotation, molecular function: protein kinase activity; ATP binding.